This is a messenger RNA of Notolabrus celidotus (New Zealand spotty), 2181 nucleotides long. RefSeq names its product FAM20B glycosaminoglycan xylosylkinase (gene fam20b). Bases 399 to 1628 code for a protein of 409 amino acids. The transcript has 9 exons. Gene Ontology annotation, biological process: protein phosphorylation. NCBI's taxonomy places the organism in Eukaryota, Metazoa, Chordata, Actinopteri, Labriformes, Labridae. The record is from RefSeq and is a predicted model, not a curated record. Gene Ontology annotation, cellular component: Golgi apparatus. Gene Ontology annotation, molecular function: phosphotransferase activity, alcohol group as acceptor.
GGUCUGUCAUCUCCUCCCUGUAGUGACGCGGUGCUGCCACCUAGUGGCGGCCUGCAGCAGCUGCAGCAGCAGGAUCUGUUCCGGACUCUGCAGGCCGGGGACUGGAGCUACCGGGGACACCGAGGAGGGGAUGAUCCACAGGGACUGUUAGCAUCUGGACACAUCAUCACAGACAACCUCGACAGCACAGGAGCUCACGCACACUUGGAUGAGUGUGUGCUCGCGCUGCACGGUAACAGGUGAUCUCCUGCUCCUCUCAGCGUAGCUCCGCCCCUCAGAGAGUCUGUCUGACGGGGCAGGUUGGCGGGCGGGUGUCAGGGAGAAAUAGCGGCCAUGUAUCAGGGGUGAGGGGGAUCGGCUGCGGGGGACACACACAGCGUCGGGUGAGGAGGGGGGAGAUGAAGCUCAAACAGCGUGUGGUGGUGCUGUGUGCCGUGCUUCUCCUGCUCGGCCUCGCCAAGAUCUUCCUGCUGGAUGGAGGCGAGGGCUCCGCCGCCAGCCGCCGGGACCUCCGAGCCUUCCGCAAGAUGGAGGCCGGCCUCUCUCUGUCCCGCGGGGCUCGCCUCACCCACACCCUGCAGUCCCCUUGGGAGAUAGCCAGUCAGUGGGUGGGUCCGAGGGAGGUGUACCCCGAGGAGACCCCCGAGCUGGCGGCGGUGCUCACCUCGCUCAGCGCGGCCCGGAUUGAACGGGCCGACGUGGGCUACAAGGGUACGCAGCUGAAGGCUCUGCUGGUUCUGGACGGGGGUCAGAAGGUGGUCUUCAAACCCAAGAGGUACAACAGAGACUACGUGGUGGAAGGCGAGCCAUACGCAGGGUAUGACAGACACAACGCUGAGGUGGCUGCUUUUCACCUGGACAGGAUCCUGGGCUUCAGAAGAGCACCUCUCGUGGUCGGGAGGUACGUCAACCUGCGGACGGAGAUCAAACCUGUGGCCACAGAGCAGCUGCUGAGCACCUUCCUCAUGCAGGGUAACAACACCUGUUUCUACGGGAAGUGUUAUUACUGUCGUGAGAGCGAGCCGGCGUGCGCGGACGGAGAGAUGAUGGAGGGCUCGUUAACCCUUUGGCUGCCGGACGUGUGGCCGCUGCAGAAACACAGACACCCCUGGGGACGCACCUACAGGGAGGGGAAGCUGGCCAGGUGGGAGUACGAUGAGAGUUACUGCGAGGCCGUGAAGAAGAUGCCUCCGUACGAUGCAGGCCCGCGGCUGCUGGACGUAAUCGACACGGCCAUCUUUGAUUACCUCAUUGGGAACGCCGACCGGCAUCACUAUGAGAGUUUCCAGGACGAUGGCGGCGCCAGCAUGCUCAUCCUGCUCGACAACGCUAAGAGCUUUGGGAACGCCGCCCUGGAUGAGCGCAGCAUCCUCGCCCCCCUGUACCAGUGCUGCAUGGUGCGAGUGUCCACAUGGAACAGGCUGAACCUGCUGAGGGGCGGGACUUUGAGCUCAGCGAUGCGUCAGGCUCUCGGUUUUGACCCCAUCCAGCCGGUCCUGUCCGAGCCCCACCUGGCUGCCUUGGACCGCCGUCUGUCGGGCGUCAUAGGGACGGUGAAGCAGUGCAUGGAGAGCCAAGGCCCCGACAACACACUGAUCGAGGACCGCAUGAACCUCCCCCACCCAUAGACACACAGGACGGUGCUGCUGAGGGGGAGGAGGGAGGAAGGUGCAGAGUUGUAGGGGGUGAAGACUGUACGACCCCCGCGCUGUUUUCUGUCCCAUCACAGGACGGCUCUCUGGACUCUGUCUGAGCUCUCUCUCAGGACUGUUGUACAUACAGGACAGUGUCUGACCUCUGCGCCGUGUGUCACAGGCUGUUCACGGUCACACGCACUGAAGGGUCGACUCUGAUGAAUGAAAAUAAGUGAAAUCUUGAUUAAAACGUUUUUCCUUUCUCCUUAAGUCAAACUGAACUCUGGAGGAAAAGACAAAGAGCUCCUUCUCUGUACAGAUUUAUCUCCAUAGUGACAGAAAAUAUACAUCUGUGGGUUAUAAUGUUCAAUACAUGGUGUGUAUGUGUGUGUGUGUGUGUAUGUGUGAGAGUGAGAGAGAGUGUGUGUGUGUGUGAGAGAGUGUGUGCGCCAUAUUGUGCCAUAUAUAAGAAGCUACUGACGUGACAGACUUGAAGGGGGGGUGUGAGGGUUCAUCUUCAUCAUUAAACUCUGAUCUAUUUAACUGA